Messenger RNA from Naegleria gruberi, 1676 nucleotides. Its product is annotated as mevalonate kinase. Lineage: Eukaryota; Heterolobosea; Eutetramitea; Acrasida; Naegleriidae. Gene Ontology annotation, molecular function: ATP binding; mevalonate kinase activity. Gene Ontology annotation, cellular component: cytoplasm. Bases 1 to 1305 code for a protein of 434 amino acids. The transcript has a single exon. The record is from RefSeq and is a predicted model, not a curated record. Gene Ontology annotation, biological process: isoprenoid biosynthetic process.
AUGGAUCAACAUCAACAUCAACAACAAUAUCAUACUAAUGAUGAUGAUAAUAGUGAAUUGGAAAUUACCUGUUCAGCACCAGGUAAAUUAAUAUUAUUUGGAGAACAUGCAGUAGUGUAUGGUAAGAAUGCCAUUGCUACUUCAUUAAGUGAUUUAAGAACAACAAUAACAUUAAAGGCUAAAUUAUCUAAUACUAUUCAUUCUCAUCAUGAUUAUAACACUAUUGAUCAACAACAACAUCAACAACAACAUACUCAUCAUGAACACACUCAACAUCAAGUAAAUCAAUUAAAUCAAUUAAAUCAACUAGUAGAAGAAAAGAAUGAUACAUUGAUAAACUUUUAUGCACCAUCUAUUGGAUUUAUUGAUAAUAUUAAAAUUCCAUAUUCUAAAAUCUUGACAUUAUUUACUAUUAAACAAUUAAAUGAAUUAUAUCAUAUUAAAAAUAAUACAUUACAAGAUAUUAAACAAGUAGAACAACAUUUAUAUAAACCUGAUAAAGAAAUUGUUGAAAAACUUGUUACUUUAACUAAAAGUAUUUUACUUGAAAAGGAAAUUGGAACAUCAGUUGCAGCUAUUGAAUAUAAUAAGAUUAUUUCCAUUGUUAGUGUUUUAUAUUUAUGUUUAAUAUUUUACAAUCCAUUAAAUUGUAAACAUCAAUUUGAAUAUAUUAAUAUUGAUUUAUCAAAUACUACUUUACCUAUUGGUGCUGGUUUAGGUUCUUCUGCUGCUUUUUCUGUUUGUUUAGUUUCAUCUUUAUUAAUUUUAUUUAAUAGAAUUAAUUAUCAUUCUAUUCAAUUUAAUCAUCAAUCUAUUAAUAAUAUUAAUAAUAAUAAUUUAAAUGAUACCAAUGAUAGUACUAAUAAUUUAAAUGAUAUUAAUAAUAAUUUAAAUAAUAAUUUAAAUGAUAACAAUUUAAAUAAGAAUGAAACAAAUGAAAAUGUAUUAAAAUAUAUUAAUGAAUGGUCAUAUUUUGUUGAAUCAUUAAUUCAUGGUACACCAUCUGGUAUUGAUAAUUCAGUUUCUACAUUUGGAGGUGUAAUUAGUUUUUCACAAGGUAAAAUUCAAGAAUUUUUAUCACCACAAAUAUUACCAAAUAUGCGUAUUUUAAUUGUUAAUACACGUGUUGAAAGAAAUACAAAAUUAAUUGUUCAAGGUGUUAGAGAACGUAGAGAAAAUAAUUUUGAAUUUUAUGAAAAAUGUUUAAAUGAUAUUCAAAAUAUUUCAGAUGAAUAUUUAAAUCAAUUAAAAAUUAAUUCAUCACAUUUAUUUUCAAUUAAGAUUAAAAAUGGAAGAAUUAAUUGAUAAAAAUCAUUCAUUAUUAAAUGAUAUUGGAACUGGUCAUCCUAAAUUAGAUUUAAUUUGUAAAAUUGCAUCUAAAUAUAAUUUACAUGCUAAAUUAACAGGUGCAGGUGGUGGUGGAUGUGGUUUUAUUUUAUUAAAUGAUAUUAAUAUUAAUAACAAUAACAAUGAUAAUAAUAAUCAAAAAGAAGAACAAUUGAAACAAGAUUUAACUAGAGAAGGUUUUCAAUAUUUCAUGUCAAAUCAAGUUGCUGGAAUUGGUGUUCAAUGUGAAAAAUAUUUUAAACAUUAAUUUAUAUAGGGAUUACAUGUGUGUUAUUCAUAGAUUAGAUUAUUAUUAAUUAUUAUUAUUAUUAUUAUUAUUAGAUUAUGUG